Molecule: messenger RNA, 3400 nt
Organism: Chenopodium quinoa (quinoa)
Lineage: Eukaryota; Viridiplantae; Streptophyta; Magnoliopsida; Caryophyllales; Amaranthaceae
Exons: 14
Coding region: 476-2953 (825 amino acids)
Cellular component (GO): plasma membrane
Source: RefSeq, a predicted model, not a curated record
UUAGUUUUUGCAAAAAUUAAAGGUUUAUUGUUACAAUUUUCUAGGGUAAAUAUUGAAAAAAUUCAUAAUUUUGGAAUUACUGCCAUAAAACACCACUUUUUUCAUCAUCUCCAAACUCAAAUAAUGUUACUACAAACUGCUCAAAAUAAAUAAAUAAAUAAAUAAAUAAAUAAAUAAAAACCUCAAAAUGAUGUCACCUUCUCCAGCGCGAAGCCGUCAACAAUAGAAAAACCGGGUCAACCCACCUCAUUUCUUCGUCGUCUUAUUUUGGUCUCCUUUUUUCCCAUAGAAAAUUCAACCAACUCACAAAAAUUUAAAGUUAAAUAAUAAGAAAAAGUGCUUUAUUUUACUCUCAACAAAUUAACAUCGAUCACACUUUAUUUAUUUCAUUAAUUGAUGAGCAACAAGCUCACUAAAUGCCCUUAUACAAAUCUCCCCCAAACCCUUUUGAUUGUAGAGCAGAGUUCAAUGAAAAAUGGAGAAAAUUCAUUAUUUUCUGAAUUUAUGUUUUGUAUUUUUUCUGGGUUUCUUUGAUUAUUCAUCUGCGGACCAAAUUCCGCACAAUUCUUUCACUAUUUCCAGCUUUAAUUACCCACAAACUAAGCUUAAACCUUAUGAAUGGCGUUAUAUUAGAGUUGAUUUGCCGCCAUGGUUCUCUUCAGUGUCUAUAGGACUAGAGUCAGAUGUCAACCUUGGUCAUGGAAGUGUGGAAAAAAUUUCCAAAAGCACGCUGCCACUCAUUUGCUUCAGAUCUGGAAGUCCCCCUCUACCCGAUUCCUCAAAAAAGGCUUUGAAUCAUUUAGUUUUAGGAUCACUUUCUAAUGGAUCAGUUGGACUCAUUGAAAGUGUACAAAAUGUUGAGCUUUGCUACCCUUUGGAAAAGAGGAUAAUUUUGAAUUGGACAAAUGAACAGAUAACCCCUGGUGUCUGGUAUGUUGGCCUUUUCAAUGGUGUUGGAGCUAUGAGGACACAAUCAAAGAUGAUUAGUAGAGGAAGUUCAUAUUCCUUUUCUGCCAAUGUGAGUGUGGAAGGAUGUAUAGCAUCAAACUUGUGGGGCCAGUUCUGCAACCAGAGUAUCAAAGCACUUUCAUGCUCUCAAGCAUAUCCUGAUUAUGCUAUACCAAAUGUAUCUGCUGCUGACUUAAAUGAUGGGACUACAAAAGAUGUGGUUUCCUGUAGAGAUCCUGUUGGAAAUUCUUGCCUUGGGGAUAAUGAAACCAGAGUCUACUCCUUGGAAAUAAUUGGAAUGGUAGAGAGCCUAACCAUUUCAGCCACAGUCGUCAAAUUAAAUAGAACAUCAUCAUUCAACAAUGCAGAUAAAGCUGGGAAAGUUGCUAUUAUGUGUUAUGCUCGCUAUGGCACUAUUGCUCUUGCUACCAUGCAUGAUUUCUCUGGUGACAUUAGUAAAGGCUCUUUAAUUGUCCCAUCACCAAAGGUAGGUCGCUGGUUCAUCACUAUUGCCCUUAUUAAUCUGACUAAUGGAUUAGAUGCGGUUCAAGAGAGUGGCACGAGAGUUUGCUAUUCCCUAUCAUGGGAGGUGUCUGAAUGUCCUUUGGGAAAAGCUGGAUUCAACUGUACUUCAGAUAUUUACACGCUUCAGACAGUUCUGAGGAAGAAUCCAUCCGUUCCCUUUGAAUCUUAUUAUGUACCCCUGAAUGGUAUCGCGUCUUCUAAUUCAGCCAACUUUCCUCUUGCACCCCUUAUCAGUAAUUCAACACUGGGAAAUAUCACUUGGACAUACUUUGUUCUUGACAUUCCUCUUGGUGCAGCUGGAUUAAAUUUGCACUUCAGACUAACAUCAGAAGAGAAAGCUGGUUAUGAAAUUUAUGUGAGAUAUGGGGGGCUUCCAUCUGCUGAUAUAUGGGAUUUUUACUACAUAAACCAUAUUAACAGCAGCGAUGAUUCUAUGUUUUUCCUUCUAUAUAAUUCUAGCAAAGAGUUGGUCGAUUUCUAUGUCUUAUAUGCUAGGGAAGGAACCUGGACUUUUGGCUUAAAGCGUCUAAAUUCCAUUAAUAGUCCAUCCUUAGAGAAGACUAUGAUUUCUGUUUCUCUUGAAAGAUGUCCCAAGAAAUGCUCUACCCCUCAUGGAGCGUGUCAAAAUUUUGUGGAUGAAAGUGGCUUGACGGUAUACAGCUACUGUGCUUGUGACCGGACCCAUGGGGGCAUUGAUUGCAGUACAGAAAUUAUUUCUCGUCGAGGGCACAUGUGGCAGUCAAUUUCACUUGUUGCAUCUAAUGUUGCUGCUGUUCUUCCUGCAUAUUGGGCUCUUCGAAAUAAGGCUUAUGCAGAGUGGGUUAUUUAUACAUCGAGUGGAAUUUCAAGUGGACUUUAUCAUGCUUGUGAUGUGGGUACCUGGUGUGCACUGACAUUUCGUGUGUUACAGUUCAUGGAUUUUUGGCUGUCUUUUAUGGCGGUGGUGAACACAUUUGUGUAUUUGGCUGAUAUCACUGAAACUUCGAGAAGGACUAUCCACGCUGUUGUUUCAAUUGUUACAGCUUUAAUGGCCAUAACUGGGGCGACCAGGUCUUCGAACUUGGUUCUGGUAAUUGCCAUUGGGGCCACUUUUUUGUUUAUUGGUUGGCUCAUUGAGCUAUCCACUAAACUCAGAUCAAUUUCAUUUCCUGCUGGAUUUUGUUUGAGUGAAUUUUACAGUUGGCACGGCAUAAAAACAUCACUUCAGAAUUUUGUCAAGAUGCUCUUGAAGCGUUUUCAUUGGGGUUUUUUGGUGGCUGGUUUUGUUGCACUGACAAUGGCUGCUGUAAGCUGGAGCCUUGAAAACUAUCAGAAUUAUUGGAUUUGGCAUAGUUUAUGGCAUGUGAGCAUAUAUACAUCUUCUUUUCUCUUUCUUUGCUCAAAGGUUACACCUAGAGCAACCAAUACUGAGAACCGGAGACCACAAAUUGAAAACUACCAAUUAACUCGACAGGAGUCAGGUUCCCGUGGAGCUGAUUAGAGUAUAGCUGUUAAUUAUGGUAUUACUAGAAAGACUAUGAGUGAGCUGAACAGAUUGGGUGAUAUGCUCCAUCUUUCAUGUAGAUAGUAGAUACGUGGCACAUUAAAAGGAAUAGAGGUCUCUACUGAGAAAAGAUUUCUACAUUAUCGUACCUGUUUCUGAGAUAGAUCUUCAGUAUCAAUGUGGGUAGACUAUAUAGAGUGCACUUAUACAUAAUGUGGGAUUAAAUACAAUAUCAUUGAUAUAGUACAUUGAUCACACUGAAGGAUGGAAACUCUGUAUUUAUUCAAGGGAAAAUCAAAGAUUUUCUCUUUGUAAUGGUAGUUGUCUUUCUCUAGUUGCUCAUGUACAUUUCUAGGUUGAAAAAAGAAUGGUUUUAUCCUUUGAAUCUCAUGUAACUAACACUUAAAUGGUGUAAGUAUCAAUACAGCUCGUUUAUGAAAUUCA